Helianthus annuus (common sunflower) is the source of this 1119-nucleotide messenger RNA. RefSeq lists its product as uncharacterized. The record is from RefSeq and is a predicted model, not a curated record. Gene Ontology annotation, molecular function: zinc ion binding; nucleic acid binding. Bases 1 to 1119 code for a protein of 372 amino acids. Lineage: Eukaryota; Viridiplantae; Streptophyta; Magnoliopsida; Asterales; Asteraceae. The transcript is spliced from 3 exons.
AUGAAAGAAAUUAUUGCAGAAGAAGUGGGGAAGGCAAUUGAAGGUAGCCUAUCCGGGUUCAUAGACAAAAUUCAAAACACGGUGUCAUCAUUAGUUGAAGAACGGGUCAAAAGGUUGGAAGAUAGUGUCAACCUUAUAAAAGAAAAAUCGGGAGAACGUAAAGGGUGUUCAUACAAAGAAUUUAUGGCGUGUGAUUUUGUUGCUUACGGAACGGGUCAAUUGAGGGGUCAAGCCAAGGAUUGGUGGGACAAUAAAAAGAAGGAAAUAGGAGCCGAGGCGGCGAGGGUUAUGACUUGGGACGAGUUUAAGGUGUCGUUCCUUAAACACCAUAGUCCCAAAGCGGUUAUUAACAAGAUUAAGGAACAAUUCAUCCAGCUAAGACAAAAGGGUGAAACAAUUGAUAAGAUCACGGGCAUCUUCUUGGAUAAGCUGAGAUUCUGUGACGAGUUAGUUACCACUGAAGAGCAAAAGAUAUACUACUAUUAUAACAUGCUGAGUGCCGAAUACCGGGAGUUUAUGACUCCGUCAAAGUACGAAACCCUCACGGAGAUUAUCACCACCCCCCGGGAGCGGGAGAUCGAGUUGAAGAAACAAGUUGAGAGGGGCGAGCGAAGGGCACAGGAUGUGAAUCCAAGCCCUACAAAGAAAGCUAGAACUGCUGAAUCAAGAAAGAAGGUGGAUACUAAAGGCGGGUCGCCAGGUUGUAAAGUGUGCAGAAAGGGGCACAAGGGAGAAUGUCGGUUCAAAGACAAAUCGUGCCCCAUAUGUAGUAAAACGGGGUACACGGUGUCUCUAUGCCCGGGUAAGAUCUUGGUUUGCUACAAAUGUUAUCAGCCUGGUCACAAAAAGUCUGAAUGCCCAGACGUAGUUGGAAGGAGAGACGUUAAAGAAACCCCAGCAGAAGCUCCAAAGGCAAUGGCUAGAUCCUUCCAACUUACCGCGGCUGAAGCAAAGACAGAACCCGAUGUGGUCUCAGAUGUUGAAAUAGGGGACAACAAAAGCUUUAUAGUUUGUGAUAUUUGUCGAGGUUGCAAAUUAAGCAUUGAUGAUGAAGAAUAUUUGAUAGACCUAAUCCCGAUGUCAAUGGGGGAAUUUCAAGUAGUUGUUGGGAUGGAUUAG